This is a messenger RNA of Peromyscus eremicus (cactus mouse), 297 nucleotides long. Its product is annotated as small ribosomal subunit protein eS27-like. The record is from RefSeq and is a predicted model, not a curated record. Gene Ontology annotation, molecular function: RNA binding; structural constituent of ribosome. Bases 15 to 269 code for a protein of 84 amino acids. Gene Ontology annotation, cellular component: cytosolic small ribosomal subunit; ribosome. The transcript has a single exon. Gene Ontology annotation, biological process: translation; ribosomal small subunit assembly. NCBI's taxonomy places the organism in Eukaryota, Metazoa, Chordata, Mammalia, Rodentia, Cricetidae.
CUCCCUACAAGAACAUGCCUCUCGCAAAGGAUCUCCUUCAUCCCUUUCCAGAAGAGGAAAAGAAGAAACACAUUAAAAAGCGCCUGGUGCAGAGCCCCAAUUCCUACUUUAUGGACGUGAAAUGCCCAGGAUGCUAUAAGAUCACCACGGUCUUUAGCCAUGCACAAACGGUAGUCUUGUGUGUUGGCUGCUCCACUGUCCUUUGUCAGCCCACACACGGAAAAGCAAGGCUGACAGAAGGAUGCUCCUUCAGGAGGAAGCAGCACUGAAAAGCACCUGAUUCAAGAUGAGUGGGAA